CACGUGCUGACUACCAUUGCCAUAUCUAUGGGGGCCGCGUCCGGACUUCCUGCUCCCCUGGCUGCGGGCGGCGGCGGCUCCCGGGUUCGGGCUCCGGCGCGCCGCCUUUUGUGUGUGCAAGGGUGCGAGAGGGCGCGGGAGGGCGCCCCGGAUGGCUCGGGGGCUGGUUGGUUGAGGUUGGUUAGUUUUUCCUUUUUUGUUUCUGCUUUUGCAAAGUUUUGUCGAUUGCUUGUCUGGCCCGGUGUAUUUGUUUUGUUUGUUUCCCUCGGCUCAGCUUUGUUGCUUUCGGGGGCUUUCCGCCGGGAGGGGAGGGGAUGGGGCCGGGGGAGAGCAAGUGGGAGCAGAAAGUGGAGAGAGAGGGAGGGGAGGGAGAGCUGCAAGUCGAUUGUCUGGCUUCAAGACAGAAGUUGGAGGCAAAAAAAAAAAAAAAAAAAAAAAAAUCUCUCCAAAGAUCUCCCUCGCUCUCACUCUCUCCCUCCCUCUCUCGUUCACUCUCUCGCUCUCAGAGCUGGUGUGCAGCCGAGGAGUUGGAGUAGGAGGAGGAAGAGGAGGAAGAGGAGGAGGAGAGGCGACUGUCCGGGGGCCAAGUCCAGGGCAGCCCACAGUCAGCCAUUCAGGAAAGCCAUCGAAAUCAGGAGGACUAGGAGAGCAGAGGCGCCGGUCACGGGCGCGCCCAGAGAGCCGGGCAGGCCGGGGCGGAGGCCGGCGGCCCGCGGAGUGGCCGGAGCGCUGCCCGGGUCCGGGGGAAUCAGCAUGAAAGUGGUCCGCGUCGGGCGCUGCGCGGCGUCGUCCUGGCGCUGGGCCGCUGCCGCCGCCUGCCCCAGGCGCCCGGCGCGCGCCUCGCUCGCUCCGGCCGCCGCCGCCCGCUUUCGCCGGAUAGAGGCCGCUCGCCGCUCCCUGCGGGCCGCUUGGGCCGCCGCCGCUGCUGGAGCCGCCGCCGCCGCCGAAACCGCCGGGUCGGGCCCGGAGCCGCCGCGUCUAGCGCCGCCGCCGCCGCUGAAGCCGCUGCUGCCGCCGCCGGAGCCGCUGCUGCUGCUGCUGCCGCCGCCGCCUCACACACAUAGGGAAAGAGUCAACUCGCCGGCGGCGGGGGAGAAAUGAUAAAAGAGAGAGAGGAGGGCAGAUCACCACCUAGAAGCACAUCCUUCGUGCGCAGAGGGGGGAGAAAAAGACGGAGAGAAAGAAUGAAAGAGGGGAAAAAAAGGCAGCACGGCACCGGGAGAAAGAAGGCAACUCGGGGAGAGGAGGAGGAGGAGAAGAAAACACACACGCGCGCACGCACACACACACCGCGGAGAGAAAAGAACAGAGAAUCAAAGUGAUCAAAUAUGCUAAAAAGGGGGGCGCGGGAGGGAAUGCGAUUUAUAGGCGCCGGGGCUGGCAGAAGUGGCUUCUCCGCGAUCAGCUCACUGAGCUCUCUAUAUAGUGAACUUUGACACGACUGCUGCAACUUAGCGCACGUUGCCAUGGCGACGGCGCGCCUUAUAAGGCAGCAGCCGGGGUUGGCCUGGCCAGGCGCGCGCGCGCCGCCCCCUCGCCGUCAUUGGCCGGAGCGCGGCGGCCCCGCCAUGGCGGCCGCGGGCUCAGCCUGGUCCUAGCGCGAGCGGUGUCGCGGCCGUGGCGCGGAGCGCGAGGGGGGCGAAGGGGGGGCGACGAAGGGGCAGCCGUGCCGCCGCCGCCGCCAAGCGGGGGAUGGGCCCACGCUGGGCCCCGGGCGCACGGCCACCGCUCUCUCCGCACCCGGCACCCGAGGUUUCCGCCCCAGCGGGGAGAGGAGCGCGGGGCGCGCACACAAAACGCCUCUUAAAGGCUCCGCAAGAGGCUUUGGAUGGAAUUGAGGACUUCGCGUCUCUCAACUUGGCAAUGCCACGAAAUCGACCGCUCGCGCACCACCCGGGACUCCCGGCGCAUCUUUGUGCCCACAGUGCCAGAGAAAGAGAAAAGUUCCCCGGUUUCUUUGCAGAGGGUUAGUGGGCGGGGAUGGGAAGGUGCCUCGAACCCAGCUUACAAGGCAUUUUCCAAACGAAAGAUUUGGUCAAAUCCGGGUGAUGGUAGAUCCUUCCCUUAAUCAACUGUGAUCACUUGCUUGGUUUGGUGGCUAUUUAUUUUUCUUUUUUAGAGAAAAAGAGCCGUUCGGUGGCUCUUUUCCUUGUAGGGUUAACAUUUCACAGGUAAGUGGCCUGACAAUUUAAUUGCUCAAAUAAAGGAUCUCGGAUGCUGAGAAGCACAAAUAGACUUCAUCUCAUUGUCGUGACACAAUUAAAAUCAGUUUGCCUUAACUUUAUCCUCUCUCGUUAGCUUUAGCUAACUUGCAAGCCAGCAUUCUCUCACCACCAGUAGUAAAGACCUUUUAGCCCGCUGCAGAGGCAGCCUCCCAGCAUCUCCAGUACAUACCCUCUGUACACACAUGUAAGCGCACAUGUAUCAGAUGCACAUUUGUCAAUGUACACAGACAAAGACUUCAACGAUUAUGCUUCUAGGUCAUAGAACAGUUGAGUACGACUUCAUUGCUCCUCAAGUUCCUUUUAGGCAUUCAUACAGUCAUUAAAACACACCCAGAGAUUCUGCCCCAAAUUGGGAAUAACACCAAGUUUAGCUCACAGGAACCAGGAACCGUGCACAAGCCAUAUUCUACCUCAAGGGAUUUACUGCAAUGAGAACAACUUCAUUGACUGUGCCAUUCUGUUCAGUGUGCUAAAAUCAUCAAGCUGGUUGUGCCUCUGACUUCCAGAGCACUUGGUUUUAAACAUCAAACUUAUAGAAUUCUCCCCAUCCCCCAGAACACACUAUAUUCCAAUGCAGUAACCUUUCUGUGCUACUGUGACCAGUUAGUGGAUUACGAUUUUUCAACAUUUCUAGUACAAAAAUUGUGACUCCAUCAUACACUCUUUGCAUCAAGAAAAAAACUAUAGACUGGUAAGCCAACAGGUUUAUGAACAAUUAAUAUAUUUUACACAAAACACACACUGAACUUCAGGAAACAUGAACACAUGUAAAGGGUAAAUUAAUUACCACAGGAAAGCAUCCUUGAUAGUUUUAAAAAUCGACGAGUUGAAGGAUUAAAAAUAAAUCAUACAUAUAAUUGACAUGUGUAGAUUGUACUUUGCAUUCAAUACCUUUUACACACAUAGGCAGAAUAUAAGGUAGGAGCUAAGAGAAGUGUAGGCAGAUAGGAGCUAGUUUUUAGGGAAGGAAAGAUCCUCCUUAUGCGUCAUUCUUGAAACCUUUUUAGCCCUCACCCUUUCUUCGCUGAAAUCACCUAUUUCACCAAAGCUGCAUGUGCUGGGAUGAUUUGAAAGUUUUUUUUUUUAAACACCUAUAAUGGAUAGACACUAAACUAUCAUGGACCUGGUAUUGUAAUGAGAUUGCCACAGAGCAAAUUUGCCAGGCAGCAAAUUUCAGGUUGAUUAGAGACACAAUAUAACUUUCUCCUAAAGAGGAAGAGAAAGAUGGAAAAGAAAUCAUUUCAGAGAAGGGUUUUUUUCCCCCUUUUCUUUUCAAUCUCUAUAAUUUGAGGAAUUGCCUAAUGAUACGAAUGUUAGAUGAGGGGCAAACUCAGGAGAGAUGUGGUAGGGCUGGGGUUGAGAUAGGAAAUCUAAUGGGUAUCCUCAUCUCAAUUUCAUAGAAGAUAAGAAUAAUUGACUAUAGGGAAAUCCUAAACUUGCUGCUUGAGUGCAGACACUUUCAUGGCAAAAUCAUCUUUUACAAACAUGGAGUUGGGAAAUUUGGAGGAGGAAGAGCUUCCUUGGUCCACUUAGAGAUUUUUUUGGUAUUUGAAGUACGCUCUGAUGGCCUCAGAUUUAAAGUGAAGGAUUUCCCAACCAUCUCCUACAGAUCUGGAGCUGAUAGGCACAAACUACAGGGCUGCCAUGAAGUCAGAGGUGUUUUACUCAGUGUUUUAGGACUCAUUCAGUUAUGGCGGAACAAUUAAAAAGCCAAAAAACAAAACAAAGAUAACCAUCUCAUUUGUAGUUAAUUUUACUGUAUACAAGAAGAAAAAAGAAAGGUAAACUAUUUGAAAAUGUCUUCUUAAGAAAUGCUCAUUUCUCUUGAAUAAAACAGCUCUAAGGCUAAAAGAUAAAUAUCAAUAUGUUCUUAUAGUUUAGAAAAAAUCCAGCCCCGUCUUUUAUAGCAGAUGUAAAUUUAUUUUAAUGAGAAGAAUGGCAAGCUUUAAUUUGGCUGGAGAAAGUUGGAAAAACAUUUGCCUUACUGUGGGGGAAAAAAAAAACCCACCCAGGAAUAUGAUUUUCUUGCAGAAAGUGGCCUGAUGGCUGUAAUUCUCCACAAAUUAAAUCACAAUAUGAAUGCAUACCCCAGAAAAUGGUGAGUUUAACUCUGAACUCAGUAGAAACCAGUUCUGUCCACCAGGAUUCAUUGAAUCCCUCCUUCCCCUCAAUCUAGUCCGUGUGUGUUUUUCUCUUCCACCACACUGGAGCUCCGUGAAUAGGGAAAGGGGCUUCCAUUGUGUCUCUCUGAACUUCCAAGUCAAUGCAAUUUUUAACCACUGGCUUGUGGUACUUUGAAAAUCACCAGGGGCUGUCAGAGUUGGGUCCUCUGAAAAAUUUACAGUGCUAAAUCAGAGCAUAUGCUGGGAGGGAAAAAAUUGCUUAAGAUUGGAGCAAGUACAGUAUCUGUCUGCCCCCUAGUGUAAGAGUCCUCGCUGCCUAAAAUUCAACUUUAAAAGAAAAGAGCUCUUAAAGGGAAACGACUUUGGGCUCACGUAGGCAUAGCAGAAUGAAACUUCUGUACAUUUUAAUCUGAAUAAUUCUUCAGGAUUUAAAAUUAAUUGGCCCUGGCUUGGUUGGACCGGACUCGGAUCUCGCCACCUCUGCGUUUCCCGAGUCACUUGGCGGAGAGGAACCGUUCCUUGAACGUUCUGGACAGAGCACAGAAUUGCUUAAGUCAGCCCGAAGCGGUUGUAAUAGACAGCAAAAAGGUACACGUUUGCCUGAAAUCCGCACGCCAGCUCCACCACCCCGCCCGAUGGGUUGAGAAAAGCAGCUAGGAAAGCCCUGUUGUUACUCGCCUUAAACCAGCACUGAGUGGUGAGCUGAAGACAACUGUCUUCCAGGUAAGAUGUUUGACGUGGAUUCUCAGGAAGGAAAGCAUUUCAUCACUCAGGGAGGGAUCUAAUUGACUGUGCGUGCUGUGUCAGGAGGUGGGUUUUCAGUUUGCCACUCCUCAAAAAUGAUUUUUGCAAGAGAAGUUAAAAAAUAGAGGCUCUCUGAAUCCUUUGCUUAAUUACCAUGGCAUUCCACUUUGACUCCAUUUUCUAAGAUGCUGUGGAUUAAUCAGCAACAAAUGGGAGACAGUGGAGUCCUUGAGGACUGUACUGCUGGGAAUGGAUAGACAUAGAUCAUAGUAAAUACUGCUAUUGUGAGGGAAAAAAAAAAGCAUCAUUAGACCAAAAAUUUGGAGACUAAUAGGGGUUGGAAACAUUUUGGACUGAGAUUUUGUUUUCUCCCUUUACUAAGGAGGACCAGUCCCCACUUUGUGUAGCCCUGAUUAUUCCAGAAGUUUGAGGGAAAUAUGCAUCUUUCUUUUAACAUAGUCCUGAUGUUAAGGGCUUGACCUUGCCAGGGGGAAGAGAAACCAUGGAGGUCAGACAAGAAGAAGAAAUGGGAGGCAUCUAUUCCUGAAGCAGAAGCGCAGUGGUAUGGGAAAGACGAGUAUUUUACCACUAGCUGUAAUGCACAUGUUUGGAGUUUUAUAAUUUACAAUACCAUAUUCAGACCAUCAAAAUGGACAUAUCCACAGGCAGGGACUAAGUUCUUCUUUUUAAAAAUUUUAUAGGUUUAAGAGUCACUUAGAUGAAAUGUGAUUGCGGUUGUGAUUGUGGAGUAUUUAUGGGAAUCUUGGGGUGGGAAAAUAUUUUUCACCCAGUAAUCCAGUGUCCACUUAUGAGGCAACUCAUAUUUGACGACAUUCCAGUCCUUUUUAGAUGUCAAUGUACUUUUCUUUUUCUUUCUUUCCUUUUUUAUUUUUUAGGGCCACACCUGUGUUAUAUAGAAGUUCCUAGUCUAGAGGUUGAAUUGCAGCCUCAGCCGCUGGCCUAUGCCGAAGCCAUAGCAACAUCUGUGACCUACACCACAGCUCAUGGCAAACUGGAGCCUUAAACCACUGAGGGAGGCCAGAGAUCAAACCUGCAUCCUCAGGAUACCAGCAUCCUCAAGGAGUCUAGUCGGAUUUGUAACCAGCCGAGCCACCACAGGAACUCCAGUCAAUGUCCUUUUUUGAUCAAAACUGAUCAACAACCAACUUUAUUCAAUUUUGAAUCCUCCUGACCCUGGUCUAUCUCAAUAAUUUACUAUUUUCUGCAGUGUCAGAGCUUCCUGACAUUUACAAUUAACUCACAAAUUAACUUAGAAAUGAUAGUAAGCUCUCAGCUAAAUGACAUAGUGGCCACUAGGGACCAGACCAAUUUUCUAGAAUAAGGUUAGGACUAAGUUGCUGUGUAACAAUGCUGAGGCUGGUUGUAUAGAAGUAGUUAUUCAGAUGUGAGCAGGAAUCUAGGUGUGAGGGGGAGAUAUUAUCUGCUUCUAAUUCGGUUGGCUACUCGGCCCUCUGAUAUAUCUAUGAAACAGGGAUAACCGGUUUUAAAAAAUGUUGUGGAAUUCAAGGCUCCAAAAUGGAAACAAGAAGUCAUGGAAGGCUUCCCUUGGAAGGAAACUUGGAGAACACUGGUCAACUUCCCACAGAAGCCAGAAUCUGGAGAUGGGCAGAUGGGCAGACAGACGCUGAUUCAGCUUUCUUGGGAGUUGUAAGUUCAAGGCAGGUGGUGGUGAUGCUCAAGAACUUUCCUUGCAGGCAGUGCCAUCAAAGAGUGCAACGGAAGGUGAGCCAGCACAGUCAAAGCCUAUUUAAAAGGAAGAGGGGAAAAGCCCUUAUACAUUUCAAUGGAAGUACUUGAAGGCAUUUCAAGUAGGAGUCUGAAAAAUAAUUACAAAGUUUAAAAAGAAGGAAUCUUAACUUUGAUAUGAUUUUCUUCUGUAAAGCAAUUAGAUACAUAAUUUUUCAAGUGCUAAACUGCAAAUGUUAAUGUCUGGACCCAAAUGCUUUCAUUUGUGUCUUGGGACUUCUAUAAUUCCCUCCCCAAAGUUAAAAAAAAUUAUCGAGGUGAUUUUCCAGAGGCAUUAAUACAUAAAGCAUUUGCUGGUCACUUAUAAAAAUGACAGCCUCAUAAAAUAGCUAGAUUCAAAUUGUGCAAAAGUCCAGUUAAUAGCAUUGAGCUAAGACAUUUGUAAACGUGAUUCGAUGGAGAAAAACUGCCAAGAUGCAACUGGAAUUUUCCCUUCCAAUUGCUCUUGGGGAUUUUAAUGGGAAUGUGCCCUACAGGGACUUUAGUAUUCUUGGGAGUAGUUCUCAAAUUAAAAGGGAGCUUCAAAGCAGAACGUAGACUCUGACUUACCUGAAGAAUCACAAUGGAGAUGUGUACGAAAAAAGAAAUGUGACCCCCACAUAGACUGACCCCUGAUGUUAGGUUGCUUUUCUGUGUAAGUCCUUAAAUCCAAAAUUAUUCAUAGAUAGUAUAUAUAAAUGCUAGACUGUCAGUUCCUUGAUAGCAGAUAGUAGGUAUUUUUCUUUUUUGCACUCAGCAUGUAGUACUUAGCACAUACUAUAUUUCCAUUAAAUGUGAAAUAGUGGAAGAAAAGUUCUUUGUUAAUUAAAAAACAUGUGGCCUAUAUUCUCCCCAGUAACUGGUUGGAUUGACCACUUGUGUACCAACUAGGAAGCCUAGCACAGGCGGCCUAUAGGGUGACUUGAGCCAGUGCUUGUCUAACCUUUAGAAACUGAGAAACUUCAACUUAACAUAACAAUAUGGAUUUCAGGAUUCUUUUGAAAAGAUCUGAAGAUGUAGCACCAUUUGGGCCGCAGCUGCAGCAGCUGCUCGUAGUGACAAGUAUCGGGAGCCCAGGAGCAACUACCCCCAUUACCCAGAGUUCCUUCCCACUCGCCCCCAUUCUCUUGCAUAUGGCUCCAGGCCGAGGUCACUUUCUUAUUUACCAGCUUGGUCCAGGGGAUAGGCUGUCAGAUGAGGAAAGAGUAUCUGGUCUAAGUUAUAUCAAUGUUAGACUUGAAUGAGAAUGAAUUAGAGAUCUGAGGGUGAGCCUGUUUCCUCCUGGUCCACAGAGAGGAAAGGCAAGACUCUAAGGCUUAGAGGGAAUCUUCAGUGUGUAGGUUCCUACGAUGUGGCUGUGCUCCAGGGGAACGGAGCAGAAUUGAAGCUCUCCAAAACCCUAAUGAUAUCAGGCAGGAACCCAUCAAGGGAGUUGUUCAGGUUUGUCAGAGCACAUUAAAGCGUAUUUUCAUACUCUCACAUCAUCAAAAAGGGCACGGCAGCCCAUCUGUCUAUACCUUCCUUUCUGUUACGAUAUUUGUGCAGGAACUUUUCAAAAUUAUGUCGCUUUCCAUACUCUCUUGUGGGGACUCAAAAGGGAGAGCAAGUCAGAAUAACGCACACUGGUGAAAUUUCAAUAAUUGAAAUCAUUGUUGCUUCAGACACCAUUGCUUUAAUCAGCCCUAUCAUAAAUCAAUGCUUUUCACAAGUGGAGGUUUAAAAUAAAGUGCCGUUAAAAAAACUGGGCGUCUUAAAAGGUAUGAUGCCAUCAAGAAUCUCCGGAAAAUGGCCUAAAAAGUGGUUUCUGAAUGGAUGCACUGGUUCUAGCAUUUUAUCUUCCACUUAAUUAAAAAAAAAUAUUACCUGGUCCUUUCUUAGAAAUUACAUAUUGGAGGUCUAUAAUGGCCAAGCCUUUAACCCAUUAAAAAAAUUUACUCCUAGGAACAGUUAAUAUUUGACAUUUAAUUGCUUUUUCUUGUUGGAGAGGAAAAUCUGUUUCUUUCCUUCCUUUCUUGAUUGACUUUUCAAAAAUCACCUUGUGAGCUAUAAAGAUGGAGAGAAGUAAUUGAUUUUCAAAAACUCAAGUGCAUGCACACAUAUUCGCAUAUGCGUGUGUGUGUGUGUGUGUGUGUGUGUGUGUGUACAUAAAAUUCUCCCAUGUCCUGGGAGCUGGUGCUUUCUCAUGUAACUCUGCAGGGUGGUUAGUAUCUCCAUUUCACAGAAUAGCAGCAGUGACCCAGAGAGGUUCAUUGCUUUCAAAAGGUCCUACAGGUAGUAGUGAUGGGAGGCCUCGUCUUUAUCCCUUCUACCUUGUUGCCUCCCUUCAGGUGUGCUUCAUACCCAGGUGUGCAGACAUCCAUGGAGCUAGGACAGAACAUCAUGCCAACGGUCUCCAUCUUUGGAGUAACGAACCCUUUUAGCCUGUUUAACUAGCACCAGAUUCUGGAAUUUAACAAAUAAUGCUAUGCCAUCCACACAUGUUGAAAGAGCCCACCUGUAAUUUGUGUCUUUUAUGUGAACACUCCAUUGUAACUGAAUGGGGAGAAACAGUUAAAAUAGGCUUAGCAGUGUUAGUGUCUUUUUAUUUUUUUUAAAUGUUCUUUUAUUUUAGGGGCAGCACCUGGGCAUGUGGAAGUUCCCUGGCUAGGGGUAGUCAGAGCUGCAGCUGCCAGCCUAUGCCACAGCCACAGCAACACAGGAUCUGAGCUGUGUCUGCGACCUACACCCCAGCUCAUGACAAAGCAGGAUCCUUAACCCACUGAUCAAAGUCAGGGAUCGAACCCACAUCCUCCUGGAUACUGGUCAGGUUUGCUAUCGCUAGCCACAAUGGGAACUCCUUUUUUUUUUUUGUUUUUGUUUUUAAGGGAUGCUUCCGUGACAUAUGGAAGUUCCUGGGCUGGAGGUGGAAUCAAGCAACGCUGGCUCUUCCUUAACCCACCGAGUGAGGUCAGGGAUUAAACAUGCAUCCUCAUGGAUACUAGUUGGGUUCUUAAUCCAUAGAGCCACAAUAGGAACUCCAGUGAGAGCAUCUUAAAAGAGACUUCUCAUUGUAGAAUUUGGUGUGGAUGAACAGGGAAGUUACAUGUUUUCUUAUUACAACAAUGCCUACAAAUAUUUCAAAUGAAAUUUUGGGGUUCCUUAGGACUUGUUUAAAGAAAAAGAGGCAGCCAGUAGGACAUUGAUGUGGAAAGGGUAGGAAAAAGUCUCUAUUUGGAAACCUUGAGUUAGAAAUUUCCAUUUCAACAUUGUUAGUCCCUCACCUUUCAUAUGUAGUAAAUUCACCACCAAGGGCCAAAGUAAUCUUUUUCUUUCUUUUCUUUUUUCUUUUUUUUUCUCUCUUCCCACAAAACCAGCUAUUAUUUAGAUCUCUUCAAAGCUGCACAAACCAACUGUUCUUCCUCAGAUUAUCCCUUUCAGAGCUCAGGUGAUAUGCCUCAUUGGGUUACACCUUCCAUGUUUUGUGGUCAGCUGUGGAUUGGGCCAUUCUACAUUAUUCCACCUUGCAAGAAAAUAUUUAUAUAAUAGCCUCACCAGGUCCCAUGUCCUCUGGGAAUGUUCCUCUAUGCAGGGUCUUCACACCAAUGGCAGGCAGUUGAAUCCCUGUCCUUUGUGGGACCACUGGACAUCUGCUCCUUUCCCUUUGUGACUUCACUCAGCCAGAAAACUACAAGGUGUGUGAUUGUAGGAUGAGAAGUUUCUGAGAGGUUGAGUACAAAACUUAGAGAAAGUUCUUGGAAACUGGCUGAUGUUGAAGGAAUGGAAAUUUGCACUAUUCACAGAAUUUUUUCCCCCCAGAUCAGGAAACACAACAGCUUACUUGUCUACAGUCUUUUCAUUAUGUAGAUUUUUUAAAAUUCCUUGUCAAUAGUAAUGCUCAUUGGUCCCCAAAGAGCAGUGAAAUUGAGAAUCAUAUAGCUGUGUUGGGGCACAUUGGCAAAACACUUCCAGAAACUCACUUGACUAUGUGUAUCAAGCCAUGUGAUUUUUUUUUUAUAACCCUUGACCAAAUAAUUUUAUUUCUAGGAAUGCAUUCUUGGUUUCAAAAAGAUAAUGCUUGAAGAUGUUCAUUAAACUUCUACUUAUGAUAAUUAGAACUUAGUAUAAGCCUAACAAUAUGGGAAAUGUAAGUAUAAAGUAUUUUCUUGAUAUUUAUUUUUAUGCAUCUGAUGUAAUCAUAUUGAAAUAGGAUAUGUAGUUUUAGUGUUACAAAUACCUAGGCAAAAUAUGCACAAUCAUAAUAACAGAUAAAAUUUAUCUUCUUAAUAUAUGAUAGGAAAUAUAUGCUGUAUAGUCAUGUCUCCUUUAGUCUGCUCACCAGAUUAAGCCAAAUUUAUUAUAUUUCCAUUUUACAGAUGAGGAAAGAGAGUCAUAGGAAUUCGUUUAUCUGAAGUAACACUGCUGGGGUGAAAUUUGAACCCCAUCCUAGUUGACCACAGGGCUUACACACUUACAUGAAAUUCCUCAUACUGUGUGGUUAAUUUUGAGUAAGAAUCAAGCAUCAAUCACCAAAAAAAAAAAAAAAAAGAAAAAAAAAACAAAAAGGAAGAGAAAAGCACCCCAAACCCAAA
Messenger RNA from Sus scrofa (pig), 11406 nucleotides. The record is from RefSeq and is a predicted model, not a curated record. NCBI's taxonomy places the organism in Eukaryota, Metazoa, Chordata, Mammalia, Artiodactyla, Suidae.